AUGGGCGGGUAUGCCACGCGCAUGUUCGUGUAUGAGGUGACAGAGGCGGAUCUGGAGAUGAGCCAGGUGCUGCGCGUGGACGUGAUCGCCAGCGGGCCCGUUGUCCUGUACGCGCGCCACAAGCAGCAGCCAUCGUACACCUCAAGCAAGUCCGUGCACGGCAAGUGCAUUGGCAACCACAUGCACCGGCUGUGUAUUGGUCUUGAUGGCGAGCGCGGAUCGGCACUCAAGCCGGGGCCAUGGUACAUUGUAGUCGCCAGCAACACCCUGUUCAAGUGGGUGGAGGUGAAGGUGGCAGCGUCACUCCACACGCGCGACGACGCGGACGAACCGAACGUGGCGCUGCUUGGCCGUCUCUCCCUCUCCCAAUCCAACGAGGGUGCACAGGGUGGCGAGGGUGCACAGGGUGGCGACAACAGCGAUGACAGUAAAGACAGGAAGACGGAUAAGAUGCAACCACAGCAACAGCAGCAGUGGAAGCCGGAGGCACGGGUGGUUGCACGCACAUCUGAAUCAGCAACAACAGCGGGUAUGACAGCCGCCACGCGUGCACCGUGUCCCGACUACGCACAUGCGUGCAACCCACAGGACGAUGAGAAGCGUGCAGGUGUUGCCCCUGACGGCGAUGGCGACGACUGGGAAGUCGUUGAUGUGGAGGUGCCCGCGCACGUCCCGAAACCGCACACACUCGCACGGUCCCGAGGAGGCACGCUGUCUCGUGUUGGCGACAGCGACUUGAUUGAGGACGAGCUGGACCGCCUUGUCGACGAAACGCUGUCGUGCACAACACACGCGGCACUGACUGCACUGCAUCCCCGCUUCCGCGCGCUCAUCGCCAGCGCCCACUUGAAGGACGACGCCAAGCUGUUUCUCGAGUCGUUCUGGCAGCACCACAGCACACGCCUGGCACCGCCAGCGACACCCAACGAGGCGCCGCCAGCAUAUGCGGCGGACGACGAUGAGGGCGAUGGCCACGAUCUCCCAGCGUACACGCCACACACGGCGCACGCAACCGCACCGCCACUCCACCAGUAGCACCAGCCUUUGCUCUGUUCAUUGUGUGCGUGUGUGUGCGUGCGUGUGUGUGUGUGUGUGUG
Salpingoeca rosetta is the source of this 1097-nucleotide messenger RNA. RefSeq lists its product as uncharacterized. The record is from RefSeq and is a predicted model, not a curated record. The transcript has 3 exons. The coding region runs from base 1 to 1035 and encodes 344 amino acids. Lineage: Eukaryota; Choanoflagellata; Craspedida; Salpingoecidae.